Messenger RNA from Adineta ricciae, 612 nucleotides. NCBI's taxonomy places the organism in Eukaryota, Metazoa, Rotifera, Eurotatoria, Adinetida, Adinetidae. The record is from the annotation of a GenBank genome assembly.
AUGAUGAGCUCGAAAAAAGUAAUUUCGUCAUCUGAAAAGCGCAUUGAUAACCAUGCACAGUCGUGUCCACCAUUGGAUUACUCAUUUCAUAAUGCUCAACAACUCGAAGACGCUGUCGUCGAGCCACGUAUUUUAGCAACUGGACCGAAGCUAACUAAGGAAGGCGAUCGAUACAAUUCGUAUGGAAUUAAUCUGAACCAUAAUGCUUUGCAUGGUCCGCUGGAAACCUUUCCGGAAUUUGUUCGAUCGACUCUGGUGAAUCCAGAUGCUCUGUCGACGUUAGAUUUAUCAUUCAACUUAUUCACUGAAAUCCCGAUGGUUGUAACUCAAUUUCCUGCACUGAAAUGUUUUUACUUUCAUAAAAAUAUCCUCACGGAUAUGAAUGAAGUUCAAAAACUAGCUCCAUUGAAACAAUUGAAAUAUUUGACGUUGCAUGGAAAUCCAAUUGAAAUAACAGUGCCUUUUUUACGUUCGUAUGUUUUAUGUCUGCUACCCGGUUUACGUAGUUUGAAUUGUACGCCUGUCACUAAAGGUGAUCGAAAAACUAGUGAAGUUUGGGGAGGAAUGAAUAGAGAUUUACUUCCAAAAUAUACAAAUAAAAAGACAAAAUAA